GAUCGAUCUCAUAUCGGCCAAUCUUCUCUGGAAUCCCGCCUUCGAGUCUCCCCAUCUCGUCCAAGACCUCAAUGGGUGACGGUCGAGCAUCAGAAAGGAUCCACAGUGCGUCUUGUAUGGCACGGAAACGCGUGUCGAAUGUGUCUUGCGCGGUCGUUUCGCGCUGUUGGGGCAUCUCUGCCGUUUUUUGUUCUGUUCUCAGGUGCGCCGCACCGGAUGUAGAGCCGUUGCACUUGUCUGCAAUCGCUGUGCGGCUUUCUGGUGCCACUCCCGAGUUCUUGCCUUCACGCCUGCUUGCAGGUCGCGGCAGGUCUGAUGCGUGCAUGCUAAACGAAGGCUCUGUUCUUUAUUAUUAUCCUAUGAAGGGGAACUGCAGCAGUAUCACGUCAGUACUUACUCGAGCGGCGACUACGAGAGAACAACAACUGCCACCACUGAAGAAGUACGAUAUGCAAAGAAGAGGCGGUCUAAGCCUAGAACUGGCUGGCGUAGGUAUUGCCACUUACCUCGUUGCUCUAUUUUGGCGCUUUUUGGGUCUAUCGUCGAGUGUUCAACGAGAAGAAAGGUACAUGCCACGGGAUCUGCCGGGUUGUGGCUUGGGCUAAGGCUUCUCGUCUUGCUCACGCUCAAUCUGACUAUAUACUUAGCUGCCAUCCUUAGGUAGACACUCUCUAUUACCUUCCGGUGUGUAUGAUAUCCAUACGAACUCUGUUUGCGAUUUCAUGACGAGUACUCCGAGUCGCUACAACAUCGGUACGGCACAAAUGGCAU
Messenger RNA from Rhodofomes roseus, 771 nucleotides. RefSeq lists its product as uncharacterized. Bases 72 to 605 code for a protein of 177 amino acids. NCBI's taxonomy places the organism in Eukaryota, Fungi, Basidiomycota, Agaricomycetes, Polyporales, Fomitopsidaceae. The transcript has 3 exons. The record is from RefSeq and is a predicted model, not a curated record.